Fragaria vesca subsp. vesca is the source of this 2261-nucleotide messenger RNA. RefSeq names its product protein SUPPRESSOR OF GENE SILENCING 3-like. The record is from RefSeq and is a predicted model, not a curated record. Gene Ontology annotation, biological process: defense response to virus; regulatory ncRNA-mediated gene silencing. Bases 160 to 2043 code for a protein of 627 amino acids. NCBI's taxonomy places the organism in Eukaryota, Viridiplantae, Streptophyta, Magnoliopsida, Rosales, Rosaceae. The transcript has 6 exons.
AUUUUCACACUUUUCUUCUCGGUUUCUUUCACUCUUUCCUCUCAGUCUCGGUCACUCUCUCUCUCACGCGGAGGCGCGUGAUUCUCAGUCUCCGGCAGAUCAUCGCGUUCGGCUCUCGCUGGUCAUCUUUCUCACGACGAUCAUAUUCUCUCUCUCAGGAUGAGUUCAAAUCGAGGUGGUGGAAAUCCCAAAGGAAAGCAUGCCUCUGAAGUCAAUAGCCCUAAGGUUGAGCAGUUGAGUCAGGAUAUAGGAGAAAUUAACCUGGGUUCAACAGAAGAUGAUGGAAAUUGGGAGGAGGUAAUUGGCAGGAAAUCGAAAAACAGGGCUGGAAGCGCUGCUGCAAAGCCAUGGGGUUCUCCAAGUUUUACUUCUAAAUCUUGGGGACAGCAAGAUGCUCAGAAGCCAAGUAUGCGGAGCAUUGGUGGAUCAGGACGGGCUGCUGGGAACUCCUGGGCAUCACAAGCUGUUGAUUCUAGAAAACCGGCUGGGAGAGGAAAUGGCUGGCAACAAUCUACUGCUAGGAGUUAUGAUAAUAGGUCUAUGGCCCCACAGCAUGCAAUUCCUCCCCCACUGGACCAUGGAUGGAACUGGCAGUCUAGGGCUGGUUUUACUCAACCCAAGGGUCCAGAAGAUAACAAGGACAACUAUGCGGCUGCUGUGGAUGAUGAUAAGGAUGAUAUAUCUGAUGGUGAUUCUGAUGAUGAUCUAUCUGAUGAAUUUGACUCAGAUGCAAGUGUGAAGAGCCAUGGAACUAGAAAGAAGAACCGGUUGCUCAAGAAAUUUUUCGAGGUAUUGGAUAGCUUGACUGUUGCAGAGAUCAAUGAUCCUGUGAGGCAAUGGCACUGUCCUGCUUGCCAAAAUGGUCCUGGUGCCAUUGACUGGUACCGAGGCCUCCAGCCCCUCAUGACCCAUGCCAAGACCAAAGGUUCAAUAAGGGCGAGGCUCCACAGAGAGCUUGCUGAACUUUUGGAUGAGGAGUUGAGGAGGAGGGGAACGACAGUUGUGCCUGCUGGUGAAUCAUUUGGAAAAUGGAAAGGUCUAACUGUUGAGGAAAAAGACCAUGAAAUUGUGUGGCCACCAAUGGUUAUUAUCAUGAAUACCAGGCUUGAACAGGAUGAAAACGAUAAGUGGCUUGGCAUGGGUAAUCAAGAGCUGCUUGACUACUUUAGCUCGUAUGCUGCUGCGAGGGCUAGACAUUCUUAUGGACCACAAGGGCACCGUGGUAUGAGCCUCCUAAUAUUUGAGGCAUCUGCAAGAGGUUAUUUUGAGGCGGAGCGUCUGCAUAGGCAUUUUAUAGAGCAAAGGACAGACAGGGAUGCUUGGGAUCGUAGUAGUCGUGUGUUAUUUCAUCCAGGAGGGCAGCGCCAGCUGUAUGGGUACAUGGCAAGGAAAGAAGACAUGGAUCUGUUUAACCAGCAUUCCCAAGGUAAAUCCAAGCUGAAGUUUGAGAUGAGGUCAUAUCAGGAGAAAGUUGUGAAUGAUCUUAGGCAAAUGAGCGAGGACAAUCAACAGCUUAUCUGGUUGAAGAACAGGGUUGUUAAAGAACAGAGGCAUGCAAAAGCUCUUGAAGAGUCUCUUGAAUUUGUUAGUGAGAGGCUCCGCAAAACAACUAAGGAUAAUCGAAUUGUGAUACAGAGGACCCAAGCCCAACAAGAAGAAACUCUGGAAGCGAUAAAAGAGCAAGAACAAUAUUUCCAAGACCAAAUCAAAAUCAUUCGUGAAUCAAGGGAUGCUAAGGAAGAAGGUUUUGAGAGGCUGCAGCAGGAGCAGCGUGAGAAGGUGAAGCAGUCACAUGGCCAGCCUUCAAAUGACAGGUCGGUGGAAAUUGCAAACUUCAUUGAGGCCCAAGAUAAGGAGAUGGAGGGUUUUGUGGCAGAGAGGGACAUGCUGAUGAAAGUUUAUGGCGAGAACAAGGCUGCAAUGAAGCGGAGGCACUGGGAGGAGGAAGUCGGUCUGGAGAAAGAGUUCGAUGACAAAUUAACCCAGCUCAUGGAUAAAUACUCCAAGGUUCAGCCCGAAGCAUCUGCCAACUUUGAGGGUUGAGGUAUAACUAGACUGCAUUUUAGGACGGAGGCAAUAACUAGUAACAACGGAACUUUAGGGCAGUUUAUGAAAACUUUUGUGUUCUGGUUGAUGAUAGCCUGACAGAGUUUUACAGUAAACAAUGCGCUUAUAAGCAGCCAUUUAAAUAGUACUAUGCAUGUUGUGGUUGCCUUACGGUGUUGGGUUAUAUUUAUCAAUCAUGGCAUGGUAUUAUCUUC